AUGGCUGAAGUAACAGCGGAGCAACUGAAUGCAGUCCAACCUGCUCCUGCCGAUCCCUGCUAUGCUGGACCUGAAGAUGUGGCCUGUGAUUUCUGCACUGGUAGGGAGCUGAAAGCCUUCGAGUCCUGUUUGGUGUGUUUGGCUUCUUACUGUGAGAAACACCUUCAGCCUCAUUACGAUGUGGCUGCAUUAAAGCAUCACAAGCUGGUGGACCCCUCCAAAGAGCUCCAAGACAACAUCUGCUCUCUUCAUGGUGAGGUGAUGAAGAUCUUCUGUCGUACUGAUCAGCACAGCAUCUGUUAUCUCUGCUUUAUGGAUGAACAUAAAGACCACGACACGGUCUCAGCUGCAGCAGAAUGGACUGAGAGGCAGAGAAAGCUGGAGGUGAGUCGACUCAACAUCCAGCAGAGAAUCCAGGACAGAGAGGAAGGUGUGAAGCUGCUUCAACAGGAGAGAGGGGAAAACUAUAAACGAUUGAAGGACAGUGAGAAGAUCUUCACCCAGCUGAUCCGUCUCAUGGAUGAAAGAAGCUCUGAUGUGAAGGAGCAGGUCAGAUCCCAGCAGAGAGCUGAAAUGAGUCGAGUCAAAGAUCUUCAAAAGAAGCUGCAGCGGGAGAUCUCUGAGCUGAAGAGGAGCGACGCUGAGCUGCAGGAGCUCUCACACACAGAAGAUCUUAACCAGUUCCUCCAGAACUACCCCUCAGGGUCCCCCCUCAGUGAGUCUACUGACUCAUUCAGCAUCAACAUCGGUCCUCUGAACUGGUUUGAGGACGUGACAUGGGCUGUGUCAGAAAUCAGAGACAAACUAGAGGACGCCAUGAGAGAGAAAUGGACAAAAUUCAUGACUGUGGCUGAAGUGAAGGUUUUACUCUCACAAUCAGAGCCAAACACCAGAGCUGGCUUCUUGAAACAUUCACUUAAAAUCCCACUGGAUCCAAACACGGCACACACAGAGCUGUCAUUAUCUGAUGGGAACAAAAAAGCAGCAUUAGGGAAACCAAAACAGCCUUAUCGUUGUCACCCAGAUAGAUUCUGUGAAUGUGAGCAGGUCCUGAGUAGAGAGAGUCUGGUUAACCGUUGUUACUGGGAGGUGGAGUGGAGAGGAGAGGUUGUUGUAGCAGUCGCAUACAAGGAUAUCAGCAGAAAAGGGAACUGUGAUCAAGUUACAUUUGGAUUGAAUGACAAAUCUUGGGCAUUAACUUGUGCAAAAAGCAGUUAUAUCUUCCGACACAACCACAUUGUAACCCCCAUUUCAGGUCCUGUGUCCUCCAGAGUAGGAGUGUACCUGGACCACACAGCAGGCCUUCUGUCCUUCUACAGCGUCUCUGAAACCAUGACGCUCCUCCACAGAGUCCACACCACGUUCACUCAGCCUCUCUAUGCUGGAAUUCAGCUUGUCAACUGUGGAGACACUGCUGAGUUCAAAUAG
Pungitius pungitius (ninespine stickleback) is the source of this 1428-nucleotide messenger RNA. RefSeq names its product tripartite motif-containing protein 16-like. Gene Ontology annotation, molecular function: protein binding; zinc ion binding. The coding region runs from base 1 to 1428 and encodes 475 amino acids. The transcript has a single exon. Lineage: Eukaryota; Metazoa; Chordata; Actinopteri; Perciformes; Gasterosteidae. The record is from RefSeq and is a predicted model, not a curated record.